AUGCCGACUCUCGCUGUCAACGAUUUCAACAUCGUUGUCAGCGUCCUCGGAGGAUGGGUGUCGCUCUUUGGCCUCGUGUCAUACCUCUGCAAAGAAAACUUCUAUCUAUCUGAAGCACUGAUUUCCCUGCUCGCGGGCGUCAUUUUCUCGCCUGCAGCCGCCAACUUUGUUCGGCCUCUAGACUAUGCAGGCUCCGAGGAAAACCUCAACGCGGUCACGCUGUACUUCUCGCGCCUGGUCCUUGGCGUCCAGCUUGUCCUGGCCGGGGUACAGCUCCCCAGUCGCUACCUGAAGCAUGAGUGGAGGCCACUGUCUGUCCUCCUAGGGCCCAUCAUGACCAUGAUGUGGCUCGCCACCAGCCUCCUGGUCUGGGCCCUCGUGCCGCACAUGGACAUCCUUCACGCUCUCGUCAUCGGCUCAUGCGUCACACCGACCGAUCCAGUGUUGUCCAACGUCAUCGUGAAGGGCAAGUUUGCCGAUCACAACGUGCCCAAGGACCUGCAGCAGAUCAUCAUCGCCGAGUCGGGCGCCAACGAUGGUCUGGGGUACCCGUUCCUCUUCCUCGCCCUGUACCUCAUCAAGUACAUUGGCGAUGGCGGAGCGACGCAGCCUGGCGGUGCCCGCACGGCCAUGGGCAUGUGGUUCGGUGAGACUUGGGGCUACACCAUUCUGCUCAGCGUCGUCUACGGUGCCGUCGUCGGCUGGGUUGCCAAAGAGCUCCUCCACUGGGCCGAGCAGCGCAAGUUUGUCGACCGCGAGAGCUUCCUCGUCUUUGCCCUCUCGCUCGCUCUCUUUAUCACCGGGACUUGCGGGCUCAUUGGCAGCGAUGACGUUCUCGCCUGCUUCAUUGCCGGCAACGCCUUCACCUGGGACGACUGGUUCCGCCUGCAGACGCUCGACGAUUCGCUGCAGCCGACCAUUGACAUGCUCCUCAACGUCGCCAUUUUCAUGUGGUUCGGCGCCGUCUGCCCCUGGUCCGAGUUCUUGAACAAUGACGUCGUGCCGCUGUACCGCCUCGUCAUCCUGGGCGUCCUGGUCCUGCUGUUCCGGCGCCUUCCCUGGCUCUUGGCGGUCAAGGGGUUCAUCCCGCAGCUGCGCGACAUCCGGCAGGCCAUCUUCAUGGGCUUCUUUGGGCCUGUCGGCGUGUCCGCCAUCUUCUAUCUGUACAUCACUCUGGAGUUUCUCGAGACACUGAACGUUGAUGGGGCACCCAGAUCGGACGUUGCGCACCUUGGAGAGGCCGUCAAGGUCGUGGUGUGGUUCAUUGCAAUCUGUAGCAUUGUUGUGCAUGGUCUGAGCAUCCCAGUAGGAAAACUAGGCUUGUACCUUCCGCGGACCUUGUCCAGAGGCCAACAGUCAGCAUCCGACAGCGACGCCCCCUUUCCGCCCUUCGAUAUCGGUAGUCGCGUGAGCACGCUGACUCUGAGGCGGGGAGGGAAUGUGAUGCGAUCUCCGACCGACACGCCUAGGGACUCUAUCGCGAACACCAGCGCUCGCCCGAUCUAUAGGAUUGGCGGCUCGAUCGUUCCGCCGAGGGACUCUACUCUUGCUCUGUCCCCAGAAUCACGCCUUCGAGAGCAGGAUGUUGAGCGCGACGCCGAUGACAAUGGACCAAAGCCGAGCACUUCGCAGCCGGUCACGCCGAGUGUGGCGACGAGAACGAUACGGUUUCCCGACGAGCUUCAUCCCGCGGCCCGUGAUGACCAAUGA
Messenger RNA from Thyridium curvatum, 1710 nucleotides. RefSeq lists its product as uncharacterized. Gene Ontology annotation, biological process: regulation of membrane potential; proton export across plasma membrane; sodium ion export across plasma membrane. Gene Ontology annotation, cellular component: plasma membrane. Gene Ontology annotation, molecular function: sodium:proton antiporter activity. The transcript has 3 exons. NCBI's taxonomy places the organism in Eukaryota, Fungi, Ascomycota, Sordariomycetes, Thyridiales, Thyridiaceae. The record is from RefSeq and is a predicted model, not a curated record. The coding region runs from base 1 to 1710 and encodes 569 amino acids.